Molecule: messenger RNA, 657 nt
Organism: Olea europaea var. sylvestris
Lineage: Eukaryota; Viridiplantae; Streptophyta; Magnoliopsida; Lamiales; Oleaceae
Exons: 2
Coding region: 1-657 (218 amino acids)
Source: RefSeq, a predicted model, not a curated record
AUGGGUUCUUGGAUUUUAUCCUUCAAAGUGUUUCUAAUUUCAUUUGGGCUUGUUUCUUUUGCUUUGGGGAUUAAAUUCUCGACUUCUUUCAUUGUACAAUUCACAUGUAAUCAAGCAUCUGUAAUUUGGUUCAUCGUUGUGUCAUUUCUAAAGCCUCCUUAUUUAUAUUUUACUGUAAAUGGCAUCAUCAUCACUAUCAUCGCCUCCUUGAGGAAUCACAUAGUUACAUCUGAGCCGUUAGUUUUAGUCGACAAAGCACCUCCGCCAGUUCCGUAUGAGAUCAAAACUAUUGUGGAAACCCCACUGCCGGCGUACGAUAGUGAAGACGAGAUCGUGGAGUUGAAGCCCGUGCUAAUAAAUGGCGUAAAAGCUGAUUUUGAUCAAAAUGAAGAAGAAACUGGUGAUAUUGAUACUGAGUACGAAUCUGAUGGUGACGAUGAGCUUGAUAUCUCGAGUUCUGCGUGCACUCCACCGCAGAAGAUAAUUCAUCGGAAGGUUCAAUCGGAGUCUCUGUUGCCUGAGAAGCCUUUGGUUUGUUCGGAGUUCGGUCAUCGGAGCCCUAACAGAGCCAAUCCUGAAGGUGAAUGUGAGAGCACUAAGGUUGACGGAGCUGGAGGGGUACGCAACACUGGAGAGCACGUGGAAGAUGAUAACUGA